This is a messenger RNA of Purpureocillium takamizusanense, 5607 nucleotides long. RefSeq lists its product as uncharacterized. Gene Ontology annotation, molecular function: ABC-type transporter activity; ATP hydrolysis activity; lipid carrier activity. Gene Ontology annotation, cellular component: intracellular membrane-bounded organelle; membrane. The transcript has a single exon. The record is from RefSeq and is a predicted model, not a curated record. Gene Ontology annotation, biological process: transmembrane transport; lipid transport. NCBI's taxonomy places the organism in Eukaryota, Fungi, Ascomycota, Sordariomycetes, Hypocreales, Ophiocordycipitaceae. Bases 374 to 5368 code for a protein of 1664 amino acids.
CCGAGGCCGAGUUCGCGUGCGGAACGACACUUGGGCUCUAUUCGCUCGCUCGCUCGCCCUCCAGCGGACCAUAAUAAUCGCUGACGUUGACAUCCUGCAUCCUGACCUUUUUUUUCCCUCUCCCUCUCCCCCAUUGGCGUUGCCCUGAACCAUGUGUUCUCAUCCCGCCGCGGGCGUCUCUCUUUGGGUUCAUCCGCCGUCCUCUUUCGUUUUUUGCCGCACUCGCCCGUUUCUCUCCUUCUUCCCAUAGCUGCAACCCUAUGUACCUGGCAUAUCGCCCGUGCGCAUGGCGAUCUAAGUCGCCCCUGUGUCGCCUCAAGGUUGGGGAAGCGGCUGGCUUGGUUCAAGAACCCACCAGUUGAACAUCGGCGCCAUGGGGUCGCCAACAUCGACCAAGGCGGAGAUGGCGAUAUACGCCCGCCAGGUCGGGACGCUCAUGGCCAAGAACUUCCGGACCUUGCUCCUCCGGCACCUGCUCCUCGUCAUCUGCAUGGCGUUCCUGCUGCCCAUCCUGCUGGCCUCGUUCUUCAGCUUCGCCAAAAACUUGUUUGUCCCGCCGGCCAAGUUUGGCAUUGGCACGGCGCACGACGUCCGCAGCCUCGCGGAAGCCUUCGACACGGCCAAGGGAAGCAGCAGGACCAAGGUCGUCUUGAUCAGCAACGGCCAUCAGGGCGGCUCCAUCGAGACGGUCCUCGACUCGGUCGCACGAGAGACGACAGACUAUGGCGCCCCCAUGACGGUGGUCAGGCUGGCCGACGAGAGCUCGCUCUCCAACGAGUGCCGAAGCUCCCUGCGCGGCGUGACAAACUGCUAUUGCGCGCUCGUCAUGCGCUCGUCGCCAAACGAAGGAAGCGGCGGCAUCUGGAACUAUACCAUCCGUACCGACGCCGCCAUGUGGGAGAGCCCUGUCAAAAUCAACGUGGACAGCACCACCAACAUGGAAGAAAUCUAUCUGCUGCCCAUGCAGCGGGCCGUCGACACCAUCAUCGCCCGCCUCAACGGUUCCAAUACCAACAACGCCUUGGCCCGCACCCGCGAGCUCCCCUUCACCAGCCAGACGCAAGAGCAGCGGGACCGCAAAGUUCGCGAGAUCUUUCACAACGCCAUCGUCAACUUCAUGGGCGUGUCCUUUAUCUCUUCUGUCAUCUGGAUCACGUACCACGUCACAGGCUUGAUUGCCACGGAGCGUGAGAGCGGCAUGUCGCAACUCAUCGACGCCAUGAUGCCCGUCACUCGCGCCUGGAUGGCGCCGGUUGCUCGCAUCAUCUCACACCACCUGUCCUUCUCCGUGAUCUACGCCCCGGCCUGGAUCAUCGGCUCCAUCAUCCUCCGAGUAGGCGUCUUUGUCAACACCAGCGUCGGCAUUGUUCUCGUGUUUCACGUUCUGGCGGGCCUGGCCUUUGCCUCGUUUUCCAUCUUCAUCGCCACCUUCUUCCGCAAGGCACAGCUCAGCAGCAUCACCGCCAUUCUCACAACCCUCUUGCUGGGGAUCCUGGCGCAGUCGCUCACCCAGCCCAAGACGGGUCCCGUUGCGGCCCUCUCCGUCCUGUUCCCGCCGUGCAACUAUGUCUACUUUAUCACGCUCAUGGCCCGCUUUGAAAAGCAGAACCGGGCUGCGAGCCUACUCGAGCUGCCACCCCGCAGCCCGUGGUCGAUUCCUGGUAUCGUGUUCUGGGUGCUCAUGGCCAUGCAAAUCGUCGUCUACCUUUUCCUGGCCAUGUAUAACGAAAAGCGCUUCUACGGCACAUCUGUCAAAGGUCGACACGUCCACAUGAGCCACGAAGAACCCGGCAGCCUAGGCGAGAAUUCAGUCGAGUUGGACGGUUUGACAAAGGUGUACGAGCCCAGCGCCUUGUCCAAGCUGCGCUCCAAGUUCCGCAAGACUGGCGCCGAACCAGUCGUGGCGGUCAAUGGGCUCAGCUUCAAAGUGGGCAGGGGCCAGAUCGUCGCCCUUCUCGGCGCCAACGGGAGUGGUAAGAGUACCACACUCGAUGCCAUUGCCGGCCUGCAUCGCCUGACGAGUGGCAGUAUCAAGAUAGACGGUACCGGUGGCUUGGGUAUUGCUCCGCAGAAAAACGUACUAUGGGAUGAAUUGAAUGUGGAAGAACAUCUGGUCAUCUUUAACCGUCUCAAAGCUCCAUCGAAUCGGGCCUCCAAAGAGGAAAUCACAGAACUGAUCCGGGCGAUCGACCUCUCACAGAAGCGACAUUCUCUGGCAAAGACGCUAUCUGGGGGCCAGAAGCGCAAGCUCCAGCUCGGCAUGAUGCUGACCGGAGGCAGUGCGGUGUGUUGUGUGGAUGAAGUGAGCAGCGGCCUAGAUCCGUUGUCCCGGCGAAAGAUUUGGGACAUUCUCUUGGCCGAGCGAGGCAAGAGAACCCUCAUUCUAACCACGCACUUCUUGGACGAAGCCGACCUGUUGGCAGACCACAUUGCCAUCUUGUCCAAAGGCACGCUACGUGCCGAAGGCUCCUCCGUCGAGCUCAAGGACAGGCUCGGCGGCGGUUACCGGGUCCACGUCAACAAGAGCGCUGCCGGCAACGCGGCUCCCGACAUUGACCAGGUCAAGAAGACAAGUGCCUUUGACCUCACGACGUAUGUCGCGUCCAACUCGACCUUGGCCGCAGACGUCAUCAGGAAGCUGGAGGCGGCAGGCAUAAACGACUACCGUUUCUCGGGACCGACCAUCGAAGACGUCUUCCUGCAACUGGCGGAAGAAAUCAAGGACGUAAAGGCUUUCCAAGCCGUCGAAACCACCGCAUCAAAGACGCAGGUCACCGAGAAGCUCCACGAGCAUGAGACAUCAUCCCAGACGAGCGGCGACCGGGGCCUGAAGUUGGUCGACGGCAAGCGAGUGGGCUACGCGCGCCAGGUGGGCAUCUUGUUCAGGAAGCGAAUCACCGUCUUCAAGAAGAACUACAUCCUCUACCUCAUUGCCUUCCUGUUGCCCAUCAUCGCGGCCAGUCUCACCUCGCUCUAUGUGCGCGGCAAGGAGCCGACGGGCUGUUCCGCGUCGGAGCAGUCCUCCUCCUGGGGUACCGAGGACGCCUUCAGCCAGAUCAAGGACAACAGGAGUGUUGCCUUCCUUGCCGGUCCGCCGUCGAGGCUCAACCCGGCCACCGUGCGCAGCCUCUUCUCGCCCAUCUUCGCCGGAUCAGGGGGCGCGGCAAGCCGUGCCAUUGGCGGCGCCGCGCUCAACAACCUCCAUCUCGUCAAUACGUAUGACGAGUUCACGCAGUACAUUGCGAGACACCGCGCCAACAUCACCACGGGGCUGUGGCUGGGAGAUGACGUCGAGCCGCCGACGGUUGGCUGGGUCGCGAACCUGUUUGUCACCAGCUCGUUGACUGCUCAGCAGUUCCUCGACAUGCUCCUUGCCAACACCACGAUCGCGACGACCUGGUCGCCCUUUGACAUUCCCUUCAACCCGGGAAUCGGCGACGCCCUGAACCUGGCCAUCUACAUGGGCAUCGCUUUCGCCUGUUAUCCCGCCUUCUUUGGUCUGUACCCCAGCACCGAGCGGAGGAGAUUUGUCCGGGCGCUGCAGUACUCGAACGGCGUGCGUCCGUUCCCGCUAUGGGCGGCGUACCUGAUAUUUGACUUUUCACUCGUCUUGGCUGCCUCUGCCAUCGUGACCGGGCUCUGGUCUGGUCUUUCGGAUAUAUGGUUUCAUCUCGAGUACAUUUUCAUCGUUUUCUUCCUCUACGGGCUCGCCUCAACGUUGCUCGCUUACUUUGUCUCUUUAUUUACGAAGACGCAACUCGCGACCUUUGCGUGGGCCGCCGCCUAUCAAGUGGUCAUCUUCCUCGCAUACCUCAUCUCAUACAUCUGCGUCAUCACCUACGUCCCGGUCAACAAGAUUGACACCUCGCUUCUCGUGUGCCACUUCGUCGUCUCCGCCUUUGCGCCCAUUGGGUCUGCCAUGAGAGCCCUCUUCAUAUCCACGAACCUCUUCGCCACGGCUUGCGACGGGCAGCAGCUCUCGCAGAAGCCUACGAGCUUCGUCAUGUACGGCGGCCCAAUCACCUACCUGGUCGUCCAAUGCAUAGUCCUGUUCGGCCUGGUUCUUUGGAUAGAUGGCGGGUCUGUCGGCUCGAUGCUCCGCGGCGUGCUGGAACGCAGGGGACGACGACGUGCCGAGGCGGCGCGAGACGGCUGCGAGGACGAGAUGGCAAUUGAGUUGACCCGGGUCACCAGCGGCGGCGGCGGCAACCAUGAAGACGGCCUCAGGGUGAUGCAUCUCACCAAGUCGUUCGGCAAGAAUACCGCUGUCGACAACGUCACCUUUGGCGUCAAGCGCGGCGAGGUCUUUGCCUUGCUCGGUCCCAAUGGCGCCGGCAAGUCCACGACCAUUUCUCUCAUCCGGGGAGACCUCAAGCCGAGCCACAACGGAGGCGACGUCUACGUGGAAGACCAGUCCGUGACGGAGAACCUCGCCGCCGCGAGGACUCAUCUCGGCGUUUGUCCACAAAUUGAUGCUCUCGAUCAGAUGACCGUGCGGGAGCAUUUAGAAUUCUACGCUCGGGUUCGCGGCGUCGCAGACAUCCAGCACAACGUAUCCGCCGUUCUCCGCGCCGUUGGCCUCGAGGCGUUCGAGUCGCGGAUGGGACAUGCGCUCUCGGGCGGAAACAAGCGGAAGCUGAGUCUGGGCAUCGCUCUGAUGGGCAAUCCCACCGUCGUUCUCCUCGACGAGCCAUCUUCGGGACUCGACGCAGCGUCCAAGCGUAUCAUGUGGAGGACUCUCGCCGCCACGGUGCAUGGCCGCUCGAUCCUCCUGACGACUCACAGCAUGGAGGAGGCGGAUGCGUUGGCCGGCCGAGCGGGCAUCCUAGCACGCCGGAUGCUCGCCCUGGGCACCCCAGAUGAUCUCCGACACAGGUUCGGCGAUGCGCUACAUGUCCACCUCGUGUCCGCUUCCGCGCCGCGGACGUCCGACGCCGAAGUGAAUCGCAUCACCGCUUGGAUAAAGCGCACGCUCCCCUCCGCCUCCCUCGACACAAAGACUUACCACGGACAGAUGCGCUUCUCCGUGUCCGCCAAGGACGUCGCCGCCGCCUCCGCCGCCGCAUCGCCUUGGCAACCGCGAUCCUCGAGGGCAAACCCCAGCAGGCGCUACGGUACGAUAGAUCCCCUGAAUAGCAUCAAGGCCGGCCACAGCCAGCAGCAGGGCAGUGCCAUUGGCCGGCUCGUUGUCCUUCUCGAAGAGCACAAGGCGCGCCUGGGCGUGCGGCACUACAGCGUGAGCUCGACCACGCUGGACCAGGUCUUCCUGACCAUUGUGGGGAGACACAACGUCCGCGAAGAGAACUACGAGGAGAAGAAGAAGAAGAGGGGCGUGUGGUCCAGAGUCUGGAACUUUGGGAGGUCUUGAAGAGAUGUGAGCGACGAUCGAUCCUGACGACGGGGACGCUGCCCACGAUGCCAUCAGGUGUCCCCGCCGUCUGGUGGUACCACCUAAAUGCGUUCUGAUAUAUACCCCCGUUUUGAGUGGUUCUUUGAUAUAGCGAGAUACGUUUUGCCUUUCUGUCAUGUACAUACAAUUACGCGCUGUAUAUAGUACGUUACCAACUAUGUAUCUUCAUGCUGCUUCAGGGAUGCUGCCUCCCCAAU